UCGACCAUGGGGGUCCCGGCCGGUGCCGACAUGCUGGAUCUAGCGCUGUCAAUGGACCAGGCUGGCCCGCAUCGGGCCGGGUUUGGGCUGGCGUAUCAGGCCCAGGCUGGGGCUUAAAUAACGAGCCUGGUUGUAAAUCCGGCCCAGCUCGGGCUUAGAGCACAGUGAAAGGUCGUGAACAUGGCCCGGCCCGUUAGAGCAUUUCUAAUUCUAAUUGUCGCCCCCAAUCUUUCAUUCUAUCCCUCUCUCUGAUACCUCUUACGGUAGCCACCUGACCGUUCUUUCCCUCCCUCCGUUUAUUUCACACCCCCCCCGCCCUCUCUCUCUCUCUCUCUCUCUCUCUCUCUCUCUCUACUAACGAUCGUUUGCGGGGGACCGUCGGCGAUUAACAGCCCUUGCAGCCGUAAGCAGGAACUAUUUGAUUAAACAUGUUGGAGAUUAUUGAAAACGACAAGAAUGAGAAUCCUCCCAUAGAUGUUGAAAUUGAUUCACCGCCAACAACAGUUAAGAGAAAGCUAAGAUCUUCUGUUUGGAGUAAUUUCACAAAACUUAAGCUAUCAGAUGGUUCAGAAAAGGCACGUUGUAAACAAUGUGAGCGAUUGUUUACAUGUGGAAGUUCGCGUGGAACAAGUCACCUUAAGAGACACAUUAGAAGUUGUCCAAAAAGUAUUCGCGAAGAAAAUCAGUCCUCGGACACUUGGGACUCUUUUGGCACGUUGGAUUGUGGAUUCUCAUACAGACUAAAAUCUUCUGUUUGGAGUAAUUUCACAAAACUUAAGCUACCAGAUGGUUCAGAAAAGGCACGUUGUAAACAAUGUAAACAAUUGUUUACAUGCAGAAGUUCUAAUGGAACAAGUCACCUUAAGAGGCACAUUGGAACUUGUCCAAAAAUUAUUCAUGAAGAAAAUCAUUCCUUCGACACUUGGGACUCUUUUGGCACGUUGAGGGAAAAUGAAGCUGCUCUGAAUAAAACAAUUCAGUUGGAAAAGAAAUUGGACCAGAAACAGGCAUUGGAGUUGGAAAUUGAGCUACUAAAAGGGGAGCUACAAAUAAUGAAGCGUAAGAAAGGUGAUGAUUUGGCUAAGAAGAAGAUGCUAGAAAUGAUGAAAGUCCUGAAAGAGAAAGAAGGAGAAAUGGAGCACCUGGAAACUCUCAAUCAAGCUCUCAUGGUCAAAGAACAUAGUAGCAACAGUGAGCUGCAGGAUGCACGAAAAGAACUAAUUUGUGUUUUUGAAGAGAUGUUCAUUAGCCAUGCAUCAAUUGGGAUCAAAAGAAUGGGGGAACUUGAUGUAAAACCAUUCAAGGCGGCUUGUGCACAGAAGUUUCCAGAAGAUAUAGCUGAAAUUAGAACAAUGGAGUUAUCUUCCCUAUGGGAAGAUUACAUAAAGAAUCCUGCAUGGCAUCCUUACAAGGUGGUCACAAUUGGAGAUAAGCAGCAGGACAUAAUCGAUGAGGAUGAUCUAAAGCUAAAGGAACUAAAGAAUGCUUGGGGCGUUAAAGUUUUCAAGUCUGUAGCAAAAGCUUUGAUGGAGAUGAAUGAAUACAAUCCUAGUGGACGAUAUGUAGUACAAGAGCUAUGGAAUUUCAAAGAGGGAAGGAAGGCGACCUUGAAAGAGGCAAUUAAAUGUAUACCAAAGCAUGAACGCAAGAGCUGCCAAAAUGAAGGCAAGUAGUCCAUAGUCCCAUGUUGCAUUUAGGUAGUCUUAGUAAAUUCUGAGACAAAGGCUAUAAUGAUGAUGUUAUUGGUGAAGAUCUUCGUAAAUUUUGGACUUUGAUGGGUUGUCUAAUUGGUAUGAACUUCUAAGUUGAGAUGCAUGCACUCACAAUAUAUUUUGGGAAUGAAAGCUAAUGGAUUUGAAUUA
This is a messenger RNA of Magnolia sinica, 1862 nucleotides long. RefSeq names its product factor of DNA methylation 1-like. The record is from RefSeq and is a predicted model, not a curated record. The coding region runs from base 429 to 1673 and encodes 414 amino acids. Gene Ontology annotation, molecular function: DNA binding. The transcript is spliced from 6 exons. Gene Ontology annotation, biological process: gene silencing by siRNA-directed DNA methylation. Lineage: Eukaryota; Viridiplantae; Streptophyta; Magnoliopsida; Magnoliales; Magnoliaceae.